Lycium ferocissimum is the source of this 664-nucleotide messenger RNA. Its product is annotated as receptor-like protein Cf-9 homolog. The coding region runs from base 84 to 632 and encodes 182 amino acids. The record is from RefSeq and is a predicted model, not a curated record. The transcript has a single exon. Gene Ontology annotation, molecular function: protein binding. Lineage: Eukaryota; Viridiplantae; Streptophyta; Magnoliopsida; Solanales; Solanaceae.
GGGAAAAAUCAAGAUCCUUGUCCAAUUGCAAACAGUUGGAAGUUCUCAAUUUAGGGAACAAUCACCUCAAUGAUACAUUCCCUAUGUGGUUGGGGACUCUUCCAAAGCUACAAGUUUUAAGCUUGAGAUCUAAUAAACUGCAUGGACCCAUCAGAACUUCGAGGAUUAAUAACUUGUUUCCUCAGCUUCGGAUGUUAGAUCUCUCUUGCAAUGCAUUUACAGCAGAGUUGCCAACAAGACUUUUUCAAAAUCUGAAAGGCAUGAGGAGAAUUGAUCAAACAAUGAACUCACCACGUGAUGAAGCACAAACAGGUUACCAAGACUCGGUGACUGUUGUAACGAAGGGGCUGGAGCUUGAAGUUGUGAGAAUCUUGUCUUUGUACACCACUAUGGAUCUCUCAAACAACAAAUUUGAAGGACAUAUUCCUAGUGUUCUGGGAGAACUCAUUUCGCUUCGGAUGUUGAAUCUGUCUCACAAUGGAUUGGAGGGUCAUAUCCCGCCAUCACUAGGAGAGUUAUCUGUAGUGGAAUCAUUAGACCUUUCAUUCAACAAGAUUUCAGGAGAGAUACCGCAACGACUAGCUUCUCUUACAUGUCUUGCAGUUUUUAAAUCUCUCCCGCAACCAUCUUGAAGGAUGCAUCCCGAAAGGACCUCAAUUUGCUA